AUGCUUUGCUGUGAUUGGCCGCUACUCGAUGACGAGCGUAUCGGAGAGAAGCGCAUUGGUCAAAUCGCGAGAUUAUUCAUCCAAUGGCAAAGGGGCGGGGCGGAGAUUUGAGCGGAGCGCGGACGGUUCGGAGUCGCCUGGGACUCCCGAUUAUCUGAAAGACAUGGAUUAAGAGAGAUCCUGCAAGACUGAUGCUGGGAGAGCAAGGGCAAGUCUGCCUAUAGCCGGGUCUCUGGGAGUUGCACUGGGCAGCCCUUAUACACUGCAGCGCCCCCUGCUGGAGUCUCCAUUGAAGCAGCCAUGUCUCUUGCAAAAGUGAAAGUGGAAAAAACAGACCUGGAGGCAGGGAUCGCCCGCAGCCGAUUGGACGCUGUACUGCAGGGUCUCCUGGAUAAAAGUGAUGUGGACAGGGAUCAGAUGGAAGAUGAGACUGGAAAAGCUUCUACCGAUCUGCACUGCAAGGAUUCAUCCCCUUCUGCUGCUGGAAAAAGGUAUCACUAUAGUUUCUCUUUACUGCCCUCGGCUCGACUCUCUCACCAUCGGAGGAAGAAGAGAAAGGAGGAAGAUGGAAUCACAGAGAGUAGCCAGCCUAAAGCAAACACCUUCAUCAUCCGCCUGUUUGAUAGGAGUGUGGACCUGGCACAGUUCUCAGAAGAAACCCCUCUGUAUCCCGUGUGUAGAGCAUGGCUCCGAAACGCUCCCACAGCAAGACCCCCUGAACAGCCCCAGACUCCACCACCAACAGAUGAAGUGUUGGGUGAUGGAGUGAACGGGAACAUUCAGAAUAUUUACAAUAUGCCCCUGCCAUUAGCCGGCCCUGUAAGUGAGUCAGGAGAGCCGGUCAACCUGAGGAUCCCUUCUCCCCUGCCCAAUGAGGAAGAGCCGCUGAAUCUGAACACACCGCCUGAGUUAACCCCCAGUAUGUCCAACCUCAUUUAUAAGAACAUGCAUCGGUGGAAGAAGAUCCGGCAAAGGUGGAAAGAUGCUUCUUACCGUAACCAGCAGCGCUAUGCUCAGAGCAUGAAAAUCCUAAAGGAGAUGUAUGAGCGCCAGUAAUGGGAUCCCAAUCACAGGAGUGCUGGAUUCUCUGUAGGGAUGCACUCAAUCCACUAUUUUGGAUUCGGCCGAAUACGUUGUGAAAGAUUUGGCCGAAUACAGAACUGAAUCCUCUGAUUUACAUAUGCAAAUCAGGGAGGGAAAAAUAUUUUUUCACUUCCUUGUUUUGUCACAUGAUUGUCACAUGAUUUCCUGUUGAAAAAGGCCGAAUCCUGAACUAUUUCCUGGAUUCACUGCAUCCCUAAUCCUCUGUGACCCGACUUUCUCAGUGAGGAUGAGGCAAAUGAUUUUAAGAAGAUUGGGGUGUUGCUACACCCUCUUACUUUCAUUUUUUUAGAGUUUCUUGUUUUAUGUGUGUUCAGUUAUGGAUAUUUCCAAGUUUUUCUUUCUCUUAAUGGAGAAGUAAACCCCUUGUUAAAAAAAACCCCAUACCCUCCUACCCUGGGCAAAAAACCCCUAACGUUUUACUUACCCCUCGGUGCAGAUUCACACCAUAGGAGUAGGUUUUUUUUUUUAAUAUGGGGUUUACUUCUCCUUUAAAGGGCAACUAUCGCGAAAAUAAAAUAUAAGCU
Molecule: messenger RNA, 1628 nt
Organism: Xenopus laevis (African clawed frog)
Lineage: Eukaryota; Metazoa; Chordata; Amphibia; Anura; Pipidae
Gene: lin37.L
Product: protein lin-37 homolog
Exons: 11
Coding region: 301-1056 (251 amino acids)
Source: RefSeq, a predicted model, not a curated record